Messenger RNA from Trematomus bernacchii (emerald rockcod), 504 nucleotides. Its product is annotated as pterin-4-alpha-carbinolamine dehydratase 2-like. The coding region runs from base 56 to 457 and encodes 133 amino acids. NCBI's taxonomy places the organism in Eukaryota, Metazoa, Chordata, Actinopteri, Perciformes, Nototheniidae. The transcript is spliced from 4 exons. Gene Ontology annotation, molecular function: 4-alpha-hydroxytetrahydrobiopterin dehydratase activity. The record is from RefSeq and is a predicted model, not a curated record. Gene Ontology annotation, biological process: tetrahydrobiopterin biosynthetic process.
UAGAGUGUGUGAGUACAGGAGAGGAAACAGGAGAGCAGCUGACACAGGGUCACUUAUGUCUGUAUUAAUGUGUGGCCUGAGGCCCUGUAACCGUGUGUUAAUACGGAGCAGUCUAAUGCUGUCCGGGCUCUGCAAGAACCACUCGUCUAAAGAGUCUUCCCACUGGCUGUCCCCUGCAGACCGGGAUCAGCAGGUGAAGGAGCUCAGGACCGCGGGAUGGGUGGAGGUGAAGGACCGUGAUGCCAUCUUCAAAGAACUUCACUUCAAAACCUUUAAUCAGGCAUUCGGCUUCAUGUCUCGAGUGGCUCUGCAGGCAGAGAAGAUGAACCACCACCCAGAAUGGUUCAAUGUUUAUAAUAAGGUCCAGAUUACAUUGACCACACAUGACUGUGGAGGACUGUCAAAACGGGAUGUCAAAAUGGCAAAGUUUAUUGACAAAAUUGCACCUUCAGAUUGAGUUUCUCUGCAAAUAAUUAUUCCUAAUAAAAAUGAUUAAAUAAUGCA